AUGACAGAAGUCGCAACUCUUGAGCCUCUGCUCCCGUCUCGGGUAGUUCACCAGUUCCCGGCGCCUUCAUGGAUUGAGAAUCUUGCAGUGCGGUCCAACGGACAGGUUCUGGUGACUUUCAUUUCCGCACCUGAAGUCUACCUGGUAGACCCAUCCGACCCUGCAAAGACAGUCCUGAUCCACAAGUUCUCCAAUGUCACCGCCAUGAGCGGAAUCGUGGAAGUAGAGCAUGAUAAAUUCUAUGUCGCAGGAGGUGUGUGCGAUGUCAAGACAAUGACCAGCGAAGCAGGAUCCUACAAACUGUGGGAGAUCGAUAUGGCCGCAUUCGAUGCGAGUGGAGAGGCUACAGUGAAGGAGGUAUUGAAGCUUGAUAAGAUUUCUUGUCCGAACGGACUGGAGUUGCUGUCACGAUCCGAGAAAAUUAUCCUUGCAGCCGACUGUGAGCACGGCGCCCUCUUCAAGAUUGACAUUGCGAAUGGGACGCACGAGAUAGCCCUAGAGGUUGAAGAGAUGCGAAACCCUGAGAAUCCAUUCAUCCCUGUUGCUAUCAACGGUGUCAAAGUCCUGAAGGGUUACCUCUAUUGGACGAACACUUCCAAAGCACUAUUUUGUCGCGCGAAGAUUGUUGAAAAUGGCAAGAGUUUUGGCGACGUUGAAGUCAUACACCAGGGUCUCAUAGGCGAUGACUUCUGCUUUGACUCUGACGACAAUGCUUGGGUCACCCAAAAUCCCUUCAACACGGUCACCGUGGCCAAGUCAGCGGGUGGACUUGUGACAGCUGCAGGGAGGAUAGAUCUUAUGGACGUUGCAGGAGCGACGGCAUGCCAAUUUGACAGAAGAAAGGGCAAAGAACAUCUGCUGUACGUUGUUACUAAUGGUGGUCUGGCUGGGCCUGUUAAUGGAAACGAGGUGGAGGGUGGCAAGGUUACGGUUGUUGAUACAACAACGUUCAAAACUGGAUGA
This is a messenger RNA of Clonostachys rhizophaga, 963 nucleotides long. Lineage: Eukaryota; Fungi; Ascomycota; Sordariomycetes; Hypocreales; Bionectriaceae. The record is from the annotation of a GenBank genome assembly.